AUGUUUCUAAAGUUCUUCUUAAUUCUGGUGGUCCAGAUUCAUGGACUGAGCGCUAACCCGUCUGUGACUCAGUCACCUGGUGCAAAGUGUGUAGGUCUGGGGGAGACGGUCUCCUUUACCUGCACAGCCAGUACAGGAGUGGAUGAUGAUCUCAGCUGGUACCAGCAGAAACCUGGUCAGCCUCCUACUCUGCUCUUUUAUCAAAUCAGCACGAAUGAGUCUGCUCCGAGUCACUUCAGCAGCAGUGGAUCAGAGCCUGAAUUCACUCUGACAAUCCGAGGGGUUGAGGCUGCGGACGCAGGAGAUUAUUACUGUCUGGGGGUGCAUGAAGUGGGUGUGGUGCAGCCCACCCUGACCGUCCUCCCCCCCUCCAAAGAGCAGCAGCAGAGCAGUGUCACUCUGGUGUGUCUGGCCCAAGGGGGCUUCCCCUCAACCUGGAGGCUGGGCUGGAAGGUGGGGGGCAGCAGCAGGUCCUCAGGGGUGUCUAACAGCCUGGAGGUCCUGGGGAGGGACGGCCUCUACAGCUGGAGCAGCACCCUGAGCCUCCCUGCAGAGCAGUGGAGGGAGGCGGGCUCAGUGAGCUGUGAGGCCAAUCAGGAUGGACGGAGUCCUGUCACUCAAAGCCUGGACCCUGACAGCUGCUCACACUAG
Messenger RNA from Nematolebias whitei (Rio pearlfish), 651 nucleotides. Its product is annotated as immunoglobulin kappa light chain-like. The record is from RefSeq and is a predicted model, not a curated record. Bases 1 to 651 code for a protein of 216 amino acids. Gene Ontology annotation, biological process: immunoglobulin production; immune response. The transcript is spliced from 3 exons. NCBI's taxonomy places the organism in Eukaryota, Metazoa, Chordata, Actinopteri, Cyprinodontiformes, Rivulidae.